Messenger RNA from Galleria mellonella (greater wax moth), 6969 nucleotides. Its product is annotated as cationic amino acid transporter 2. Gene Ontology annotation, cellular component: plasma membrane. The record is from RefSeq and is a predicted model, not a curated record. Gene Ontology annotation, molecular function: amino acid transmembrane transporter activity. NCBI's taxonomy places the organism in Eukaryota, Metazoa, Arthropoda, Insecta, Lepidoptera, Pyralidae. Gene Ontology annotation, biological process: amino acid transport; transmembrane transport. The transcript has 14 exons. The coding region runs from base 285 to 2234 and encodes 649 amino acids.
CUUCGGUGUCCCUCGAUGCACCAUAGUGUUAGGUCCCAGGUUCCGUUUGUACACCACUCAGAUUUAGGGCAGGCACCUGAUACUUAGCUAAGUUUCUGCGUAACCACGUCUGUCAAGUCAACCAGUUUAUAAUAGGCGUUAGUAGCACUUUACAUUGGAUAGUAUAUUUCAAAACGGCCAAACAGCACGGAACUGAUUACGUGAAUGUUUUUCUCUUAUAUUUUUUUGCUGAUGCAUUAUUUUCGCAACUGUGUGCGCGCGCGCUUACAGUACCCAGUCAAGUGAUGUCCAUACUGCCAAUCAGUGCAAUUGGCCGGUCGUUCCACCAGCCGCGUACUCUUAUUAGUGACGCUGAGCCGCAGACACCAGGCACUAACGCAAUGCUGUUCCUUAUACGUGGAAUAAAAGCUGGGGUAUCCCGCGCGGCGCGUCUGGCGUACAGCGUGCUGUCGCGUCGGAAAGCUGCCGAGGAGGGCGCCGCUCGACUUGCCAGGGUCCUCUCCGCUUUGGACCUCACCGCCCUGGGCGUGGGGAGCACCCUCGGGGUGGGCGUGUAUGUGUUAGCCGGAGAUGUCGCCAAGAACUAUGCCGGACCCGCUGUGAUACUGUCAUUCCUGCUGGCUGCUGUUGCUAGUGUUUUUGCUGGUCUAUGCUACGCAGAGUUCGGUGCAAGAGUACCCAAGGCAGGCUCCGCUUACGUAUACAGUUAUGUGUGUGUUGGGGAAUUCAUAGCAUUUAUCAUUGGAUGGAAUUUGAUACUGGAAUAUAUUAUAGGUGCAGCGUCAGUAGUGAAAGCCCUAAGUGAAUAUCUGGACUCGCUGCUGAAUAAAGCGAUCUCGUCGUAUCUACAAGAGGUGUUGCCGAUGGACUCGCCGCACUUGGCCAGUUAUCCAGAUUUGUUCGCUUUUGCCGUCAUUAUGGUGUUCUCUGUGGCCCUCGCAUUCGGCGUGAAGGAGUCGUCAAAGUUCAACAACUUCUGUACGGGUGUGAACCUCUGCGUGGUGCUGUUUGUAAUCAUAUCGGGCUCGUUUAAAGCUGAUACCAAGAACUGGCGGAUCCCAGCGUCGGAAGUGCCCCAGAAUACUGGCAAGGACUUCGGUACCGGCGGCUUCGCGCCGUACGGGCUCGCCGGCAUAAUCAAGGGUGCUGCUGUAUGCUUCUACGGAUUUAUCGGCUUCGACUGCGUGGCGACGGCGGGCGAAGAGGCGCGGCGGCCGCAGAAGUCGAUCCCGUUCGCGGUGGUGGCGUCGCUGCUGGUGGUGUUCCUCGCCUACUGCGGCGUCUCCUCCGUGCUCACGCUCAUGCUGCCCUACUACAUGCAGGAUGAAAAAGCUCCCUUCCCGUUCGUGUACGAUCGUCUGGGCUGGUCGUGGGCCAAGUAUGCGGUCAGCGUCGGCGCCAUCUGCGCACUCUGCUCCAGCCUGCUGGGCGCGGUGUUCCCGCUGCCGCGGAUCAUCUACGCGAUGUCGUCGGACGGGCUGCUGUUCCGCUGCAUGGGCCGCGUCAGCCAGCGCUUCCAGACGCCGCUCGUCGGCACCAUCGUCGCCGGACUCUUCACCGGUACCCUGGCUAUGAUCUUCAAAUUAGAGCAGCUGAUCCACAUGAUGUCUAUUGGUACCCUCCUCGCGUACUCUAUGGUCGCCUCAUGCGUUCUAUUGCUCAGGUACGAGUGCAGCGCGGCGUCGCAGCGAGUGGCCGCGCCGCCGCUGUCGGUGCGCGGCGUGCUGCGGCCGCUGGCGGCCGUGUGGGCCGCGCCCGACCCCCACGCGGUGCCCACCAGAGCCAGCGCCGCGCUCGUCGCCGCACUCGUCUCCACUUACGGCGUGUGGUGCUUCAUAAUGAUGUCGAGUAUCAACAAGUACGGGGACGCGAUACUGCGAGGUGAGGCUGGUCCCACCGCCAUGCUGGUCAUUGGAGUUGUGCUGGUUGUGUUCACGCUGUACGCCAUAUCCAGGCAGCCGGUCUCGGAGAAGAAAUUGGCUUUCUCUGUGCCGCUGGUGCCUUGGUUGCCCGGUCUCAGCAUCCUCAUCAAUGUGUACCUGAUGCUGAAUCUGGAUUAUAUGACGUGGAUCCGGUUCGCGGUCUGGAUCGCCGCUGGUCUUCUAAUCUACGUUACAUACGGCGUGUGGCAUAGCAGUGAAAGACGUCGAACCCAGGACUCCGUGCAAUUGACUCAGUUCCACGACAGUCAGACAGCACUGCUGAAUAACGGUCUACAGCACACGGUCGGCUGACACGAGGGAGAGAGAGUAAGAGAGGGGGAUAGAGUGAGGGAAACAGCCGGCGGGAGACGGGAGACAGAAAGAGAUGCGAUCAGCCCUAGUGGUACCGUCAUAUCUUUUGUAUCCAGUAUUUGAAUUUUGUAUAGUUAUUUAAAAUUAUUAUGUUGAAAUGCGACAUACUAUGCUGUUGCUAUAUAUCAUUUUAUAUGUGUAAGUUUAAUCAAAGUAUCUGACAUAUAAUAUACUUAGAAAAAGAUGUUUAAAAUUGGGUCCAUAUACAUAUACAGGAUCCCAAAAAUUGGGGGAAAAAAAUAUGAGGAAUAUCGAAAAGAAUAGAAUAAAAUCCAUUUGCUAAAUGGUUUAUUGGAACAAAAGCAUUUCCAGUUUUUUUUUUUAUAUUCUCUCUCUCUCUUUGUCCACUUCAUUACUGAAGGUCGUGUCCUUGAAAGGCGUCUGUUGCCUCUCUUAUGAUAUUUCUCCAUUUUGCACUGUCUUCAGCCUCUCGCAGGCCAGCUGCAACUAAUACUCCGGUAACGGCGGUUACUUGGUUCGACCAUCGACCAGGUGAUCGUCCGCGUGGUCUUUUCCCCUCUGUCUUGCCUACGACCAUUAGUUUGUCCAGAUUUUUGGACUGUCGACAAGCAAUAUGACCGAAGUAUUCGACAGCAGACUGUCGAGAGCUUAUUUUUUAUGCGGAGUUGCGUCAGGAUAGAUGUGUUCAAUCGCUUUGCUGUCCAAUGAAUUCGCAGCAUCCUUCGUCAGCACCACAUCUCGAGAGCAUAAAUUUUUUUCCGCUCCUUUGCUCUUAUUGUCUACGACUCGACCCCAUAUAAAAAUAAAGAAAAAACAUUUUUUUUGAGAGAGAGGUGAGAGUUUUUGUACAAGAUUUAAAACAACAAAUAUAAAAAACGUAUGCCUAUAUAAAGACGGGACUUAUGUUCUAUUAUAGUACUGCUAACAAUAAUUAGAGUCUGAUCUGAUGGGUUAUAUUGCUAGCAAUGGGGCUGUUAUCCCCCAUUGCUAACAAUCCUCUCCCCUUUUUAGGUAUAUUAUGUGUCGAAGGCGAGUGCGUCACUGAUAAUCGUAUUUAGUUGCUUGACGCUUAUAGACUGUAACAGUAGGAAUUGGGACCACUAACGCGCUAUGGCAGACAAUAUAAUUAUUGCAUUUAGCAUUUGUAUAUUAAAAAAUUGCAUACAAAUCAUUAUGUAUGACUUUAAAUUGUAUUGAGUGUUAAUUUACUGUAUCGCAGUAUGAUAUCGUACGAUUAUAUCGUCACGAUAUAAUAGAGGAUUAUUAUAUCGCGACGAUAAAAUUGUACGAUAAAAUACAGUAUGUAUAGUGUAUUGGAAGCUUUUGAUUUUCUGCGACAAUACCAUGUGAAUGGAAAUUUAUAAGCAACUUCGUAUAUUUCAUUCAUUUGUGUUUCAACCGUGAAGCAGUUGUAUUUGCAUGGCUGUGUUUCGGUUUGAAGGGUGGGAACACGUUGAUACUCCCAUCAACUUCUAAUCAAUUUAAUUGAUUGUUUUCAUACCAAUCGGAAAUCUAUGAUUAAUCGACAUGUCUCCUAAAUAAAAAGAUUGAAACAAGAAUCACAGAAACACAUCGUAAUACGGAAUUUAUCCAAAAUACGAUGAAAUCAAAUAUGAAAGUAGUUGAUUUUUUUUAUUUAUGUUGAUGCAAACACAACUGCUUCACGGUAGAAACACGAAUGGGACAGAGGUAGCCAAGCAAUUUACUUUUGUUUAAGUCUUCCUCAUUUGAGAUGUUAUUAAAAAUUGUAAAGAAAAAAAAUAUGGGUAAAAACGCUCACUCUUUUUUUUUAAAUAGACUUUAAAAAGAAAGUCCUCAAUUUGGUAGUUUUUUUUCUACCAUUUUAUAUUUAUGCUUACUGUACUUAUACAGUUGUAUCGUAGUGUUUGUAAAUUGUCUUGCUUAUUCCCUAUAUUGUAUAAUGCAAAUAAAGUAUACUCAUUCAUUCAUUCAUUUGUUACCUUGUAACUUUUUUUUUAACAAAAUCGAUUCUGUAGUCAUUUUAAAAUCAAAAAGUUUUAAGAAGUUAUUGUAUAAUUUGGAAAUGGAAUAAAUUUGGAUCAUAACUGUAAUCAAUAAUGUAAUGUACGUCUGUAAACGCGUUGUAACGUUUACUUCUAACUUACCGCUAAAUGAUGUUUACAAUGUAAGGUUGACAAACUGCAUAUAAAAUAGAUAGAUUUUUGUAUUGUUUUCUUUUUAAAUGGCGUGCUCAUUACUUUUUUGCAAACUGUUAUCGUAACUUGUAACAAUAAAUAACUAGUGUUGCCACAGUAAAAUUUUGUGGGAUACAAUCUUAAAUUAUUCUAACUUAUUAUGAGUAUUCUUUCGUUGCUGUACUUGGUUUUUUUUAUAUCAUCUUUUUUAGUCUGGCCUUACUUAGUUUUAUUUUGGCUCUUGUUUUUUUUUUUUUUCUAUUCUCUGCACUUUUUGUAAAACGUCAUAAUAUCAAAAUGUAGAGAUUUCAGUUGUAACUUAUUUGGUGAGGUGAUCACUGGACUCUUAGGUAUGAUGGAUCUCCUACAUGGGAUAUUAAUAUUGUGUCGUCUAUUUAUUUAUAUAAUUAUAUUUUAUGGGAAACAACUGUGUUUCUAUGAAGCGAUAGUUUUACACUGUAUUGUCUGAUAUUAGUGUAAUCCUUUAUACUGAAUAUUUAUUUUAUUAAAAAUAUAUAUAUAUAAAAAAAAACAAAUAUUAACGUCAACACUUUUUUUUUGUUAUUUUGAUUUUUUGUAAUAAAAUAUAUAGAAGUAAAUUAUAAACUUUCUCACACAUGGCAACAUUGAUAUAUAUAUAUACUCUCUUAUUCAUAAAAACCUAUUGUAUCUAUUGAACUGUUUUGUCCCUUUCUUUUGUUCUAAAUUCUCAGUUUGAAUGAAAGUGACAAAAUAGUGUAAUAGUCAUAAUAGGUUUGUAGGAAGUUUUAGUUUUUCUGAAUAAGGGGGUGACUAUUAUGUCGCCUAUAAUUUCAAGCAUCAAAAUAUUGCAGUUGUUUCCCUAAUGCCCAAUGUUUAUAUGUAUAUUACACAAAUACUUAGAAACUGUACUUAGAAAUCUCCAAUUUUGGUUCCUAUAUAUUUCACCAAAGUAUGUUUAUGUAAACGACUCUUAGAUUACAUAGAUAGAGCAACGAGUCUCAAAAAACUGGUCUUCGACUCAAAAAACUUUUUGACAGCUAAAUUGUCAAAUUAGCUGACUCGUUUUUUUUUAUCGGUGUUCUAUAUACUUACGCACACAAUGUAUCUUGACGUAUUAUUUAAUAUUUAAAAUGAAUUUUUGCGCAUUAAAAAGAUGCAGAAAUUAUAAGAUGAAUAUAGAAGUUAUGAAGUCGUCACCUUUAUGGUAAACUUAGGAAACUGUAAAAGAUACAUUUUACAGUGGAACGUUUUGAAACAUUAGAAUGCAAAUAACUUUUGACAGAAGACUAUACUGUAAAAGAUCAUGCUAACAUUUUAGUUUUAAAAUCCUGUUUUUUAUUGAAUGCGCUUAAUUAAUUAUUAUUAUAUUACAAAUAUCAGAAAUAAAUGCAUAUUCGUUACUUUGCACCUUCAUACAUGAGAGUUCCUAGGUAUUGAGUUAUACCUAUAACAGCAAAUCUACGAAAGUGGCAGUUUCGUAAGUUGCCAAAGAAAAUCAUUUAUUUAAUCGUUUUCUUUAACCGUUAGAGAUAGAAAUUUGAAAAUAAGCCACAAUAAGUAGUAUGGCGCAAAAUGUAGAUUUUUAAAGAAAUAUGAAAUUUGAAAAAAACUGCAGAUUCGUACAUUUGCCAUAGAGGUGACGGAGUAAUCACUCAUAAUUAUUAAUCGGGCGAAAUUGUUUGAAAAAGUUGAUACGUUUUUCUCGAAGCAUUUGUAUGGAGACACUCUAUGUAUAUAAUCUAAGAAUGGACCAUAUUGCAUCGUGUAUAGCGUGUUGUGAUUUCAGUAUUAGGGCUGUGCAACAGCACUUUAGGAUAAGUGAAUCAGAUUCACCGUUAAUUAAGUAAAUACUUAUGUACAUGUAAAUACAUGUUGAGAGACCAUUCCUCGCUCGGCUGGAGAAGUAACUCCUUUCUAUUGUAGAUAAGUGGUAAAUUCUAUCGACAGACUCGUUAUCGCUAGCGAUACAUCAGAUAGAGUGAGAUGACGAUAGUCGAUGUCUGUCUCUUUCUAAUGCGAACGCUAACCGAAACGGUUCUAUGGAUAGAAUAGUUUGAUUUUAAACUCUUCCGUUGUUUACACAUAUUUUAAAUACACAAUCGUGAUAGCUUCUUUAUUACCGACGUUUCGACAUGGAUUGCACCACGUCGUGGUAUAUGUAAGUACGUAGGUACUUUGGUAUGUAGGUACUUAGGUAUAUAGGUACUUAGGUACGUAGGUACUUAGGUAUGUAGGUACUUAGGUACGUAAACAUUUAGGUACUUAGAUAUGUAGGUACUUAGGUACGUAAGUAUUUAGAAACUUAGAUAUGUAGGUACUUAGGUACGUAAGUAUUUAGGUACUUAGAUAUAUAGGUACUUAGGUACGUAGGUAAUUAGGUACUUAGAUAUGUAGGUACUUAGGUACGUAGGUAUUUAGGUACUUAGAUAUGUAGGUACGUAGGUAUUUAGGUACUUAGAUAUGUAGGUACUUAAGUAUGUAAGUACUAUUUACCUGUAAAGGCUUUUACAUCGCGUUAAGUCCCGAUUGUGUAUUUAAAAUAGAUUAGUUUGGUACUAUUCUUGGGGUUUUUUUUU